Symbiodinium necroappetens is the source of this 2053-nucleotide messenger RNA. The record is from the annotation of a GenBank genome assembly. NCBI's taxonomy places the organism in Eukaryota, Dinophyceae, Suessiales, Symbiodiniaceae.
GCGCUCUUCAAUCGCAAAGGUGGAAGCGGUCGUCAUAAAUGUCGAGUUGAGCAGAUUCAUUGAGUCUCAGGUGUCACCUUCGAGCAGCAGGCAGCAGAACAAGCGCAUCUUUUUGCGGCCACCAUCUGUUCUCAAACAGGCUGGAUUUGCGGCAGAAGGGGAAUAUUGGGAGAUAACAGGUGCACUGUACGGACUGCAGGAUAGUCCUGCAGACUGGGCGGUGUACAGGGACGAAACACUCCCUACGAUCGAGAUUGUGUAUCGUGGAAAGACCACCUACCUCACGAGAUCCAAGUACGAGCCGAACAUGUGGCUACUCUAUUGUCCCUUUACUUCUGAGCUGUUGGCUGCCUUGACAAUUUAUGUCGAUGAUCUUUUGUUGUCAGGUACCGCCGAAGCCUCAGAAGCUAUUUGGACUGCCAUAAAGGGGAAAUGGAAGAUCAGUGAGCCAGAUUAUGCCGAUGAGGGCCAUGCCAUUACCUUUUGUGGUUUUGAGAUUGAGCAGAAGUCUGAUGGAAUUCAUGUUGGACAAUCCAAGUAUAUUCAGUCGUUGCUUGAAAAGUAUCCUGAGAUUCAGGGCACUGUGAGUUGCCCGUAUGCAAAGGAGAGUGACAACAACGAUUGCAAACCUCAAGAUUCCAUCGAGAAACUGCGCAAAGCGCAAGCCAUAGUUGGCGAAAUGUUGUGGGUGGCAACACGGACUCGCCCUGACCUAGUGUUCGGGGUGAGCAGGAUUGGUCAGCUGAUCACGCGUGAUGUUGACCAGGCGAUUCAACGAGGAGAGGACAUGAUUCGGUAUCUUCGGGCUACCAAACAUCAGGAGCUGAUUUAUGGGAUGCCGGGGAUAGGACAUGGACCAGGGGAUCAAUUGCCUGUGGAACGAAACUUUAACUUGAUUGAGGUUUUUGCUGAUGCAAGCUUUUGUCCGGGGACGGAUCGCAGCCAGACUGGCAUCAUCUUGAUGUGGGGCAACGCUGAGUUACAAGCGUCGUUGGAUGGGAUGACAUUGGCGGAAGGUGUUCGUGUACGUGAACUUCUUCAGAUGAUGAGUGUGCAACUGGAACCAUCAAAGGUUGAUGGGGGGGAGUCGCAUACUAUUAAGAAAGCUGUCACUGGUGCUGCAAUGAAUCUUGGCUCCGGGGGAGCUGAAAAAGCAUUGAAGGCACUUACGGCGGCAUCCUUGUUGCAUGGUGUUGUGUCGAAGCUUGUUACGGUCCAAGUUGACAUCGAGACCGAGGAGAAGGCCCAGUUCGACUACAACAAUAAUCUGCUGAAGCUUGCUUGUGGUGCUUUGUUGUUAGUUGCCUUGACGGCGCUUGCGACGUGGAAGUGCGUGAAACAUGUUGACCCAAGGUCCGAGCCUGCGAGCCCGGAUGGAAGGGACGAGGACGACGACGAGGGUUCUAAGGGGUGUGGUUCCAGGUCUUUGACCAGCCCGGUUCCUCAGCGCCCUAGUGGUUCCUCAGACGACGACACCCUACAAAGGAGGUCCCUUGAAGGAGAAAGGUUGCUGGGAGACGGACUGGGUGCGUUCAGUGCUUCUGGAGAUGCAGGCCUUUCUGAGGGCGAUGAUGAACUACCACCUGGUGAUGAGCAGGAAGACACAGCAGCUGAACUUCAGUCAGCGCUGGAGCCCAAGGCGGCGGCUCGCCCGAUUCCUGUGAUAUAUCCUGGAUGGUACUUGAGGACGCCACCUCAAGAGACGUGGGAUCCUGAGCCAGCUUGGGGUGGACCAGAGUCGAACUUCCACCAGUCUAUUCCACCUCGUGUCAAGAAGGACUUUUGGCAUGUGGAUCGACGACGAGGCGUUGCGGUGAGAUUUCACGCUCAACCUCGCGUGAAACUUUACCUUCCUGGACCAUCUGGGUUGCCUGAGGGAGUUCAGUAUGCUCAGCUGACAGGUCGACGAAGAACAUUGGUUAAGUUCUCUGAACCUGUUGACUUCAAGAUCGUGUCAGACGAGUGGAAUACUGCUGAUCGCCCAACUCGGCAGCUGGAGCGAAGAUGGACUGGGAGAACAGAGUUUGAACUCCAAGGACCGCGAGCCGAGUGA